AUGGCGUUGAGUUUUCGGUUUCAGGGUGAUGGAAUUAGCAUGCUUCCUGAUUAUAUAUUAGUAUUAAUAUUGUCUUCCUUGACCUUGAAAGAAGCUGCAAGGACUAGCACACUUUGCUCUCGAUGGAGGUACUUGUGGACCCUCACACCUACAUUAGAUCUACAGGUCGAUUGGAUAGAUACAUUGAGAAAUUAUGACAUAGAUGAGUUAAGACACAAGUAUGUUGAAUGGGUUGAUAGACUACUCACCAAACUCCCCAAGGCCUCCACCACUAAUCUUGUCAAAUUCAGAGUCUUGUUCGAUUUAUCCUCAUACUUGAGUGAUCGGAUCAAUGAUUGGCUUAGCUACGCUGUUAGUAGAAAGGCCGAGAGCAUUGAUUUGACCUUGAAGGCCAAUUUACCAGGAAAUUGUUACCCUUUCCCAUACAAACAAGGCAACUUCCCCAACAAUCUUAAGCUGCUCAAGAAGCUGAGUUUUAGUUAUGUGAAUGUGAGUUGUGAGGUCGUGGCGUUUUUGUUGGGGAACUGUCGUCUCCUCGAGCAACUGUCCCUAUGUGGAAUCCCGCUUUCGUCUCUGGAGGUUAUUCCGACCUCGCCCGUGUUCAAAUGCCUAGAAAUCAGCCGGUGCAGUGCUCUCAACUCAGUUGUGGUCCGUGAAUCGAAGGUUGUCUGCAUCAAGUACAAUGGUGCGGGUAAACCACAUUGUCGUUUCGAGCUCGUCGAUGUUCCCCUCCUUACUGAGCUCUGGAUUCAGGCGAAGGCUCGUCAACAAUAUAUUUCUGCACUCACAGACAUUUUAAGCAUGACACUUUGUCGGAUGUUAAGAUGAUGCCUAAUCUUAAGGAGUUGGUGGUGGUUCUUGGGAGUGGUCACAGGGACAAUUCUCCUCUCUCGCCAAUAAUACAUUGGUCUAGUGUAGUACCUUGCUUGUAGAGAUUUGUGAUAGAGGCGUCACACCAAGAGAUGAACGAAGCAGACAAGAAGGAGGUAAUGUAUUCUUCAACAUGCUCUUCUCAGUUUUGCUUGUGUCGAGGUCGGAGGGAUUAUUCUCCUAUCAAGGAAGUAGUGUUUGUUGGAUAUCGUGGUGUGUGUAGUCAUUUUCAAAUGAUUGAACAAUUGGUGAUAUACAGUCUUGCACUAGAGAAGAUUAUUGUGGAUCCACGAAUUUUCUUGCUUUGCAAGAAUAUACCGUGGGAUUACAUUUCACGAAACCAAAUGGAGGAUAAAAUAUUUGCAAGGAAUUGAGCAAAGGAACAAUUCAAAUUCUAUGCUACUUCAAGAAUAAAUUUCGACAUUCUUUAGACUAGUGUUAGUGAAUUUCAUA
Messenger RNA from Salvia hispanica, 1323 nucleotides. NCBI's taxonomy places the organism in Eukaryota, Viridiplantae, Streptophyta, Magnoliopsida, Lamiales, Lamiaceae. The record is from RefSeq and is a predicted model, not a curated record.